CGCUGCUGGAUAUGUUCAGACAUUGCUGUAUUUUGGGUUUAAUUUACUUUUUAAUUAGGUUUCCGCUCUUUCGGAGCGCCAAGAGUUGCACGACUUGGGACUACCUUUGUUCGCAACGACGCCACCUAUCCGGUUUGACAGGAACUACUUUUACAAGUUAGCAUGCUAACUAGCAGGCUGACCAGACUAGCAUGCUGUUGGAGCGUAUCCGUAUCCUACAUUAACGUUCGUAUUCGCCACAGGAAGUUUCAAGACAUGUCGUUAUGACACCCAGGAAAGAAGUAUUCAAGUCAAAAGUCCUGCAGAAGCUGUAUCCGGCAGCUCCCACAUUGGAGAAGAAACCCAGCCCUCCUCGGAUCGUAGAGGCUUUAGCCAAGAAAACGCAUGUUAGAAAAAAAGCCUUUCAAUGUGACACUACGACAGGACAGACACAAGGUGCAGCCGUUCCCAGUCCACGGAUAUACACGGUCUUACCUCCUCCCGAAGACUACAAGAAACAUUUGGGGAAACUUGUUCCAAUCCCUCAACUAGAAAGUAUAAAUACUGCCAGAAAUCCAGCUGACGAGAGCGUGCAUGUUGUCAAUGAAGAACUAAAGCAAGAUGAAGAGCUGAAAAGAAACGGGAGAAGAUGGAAAAGAAAACCAUCGGGGCAAGAUGGUGCAGCUGGAGGGAGCGAGUCCGGUGCAGGUCAGAAUCCGACUGAAGCUGUGGUGGAGGGAGGAGAACACGUGAGCAGGAACAAGAAGAGGAAGCUGAAGAAGAAACGGCACAAAGAGAAGCUGAUCUCCAUGGGUGUGAUGCCCCGAGCUGCUGCCCUCGUGUUUACAUACGAGAAAGCUGGAGAGGAGGAGGAGGAGGAGAAGAGAGCUGCUGAGGUGUCGGACUUCCUUAGGACAACACUGGAGACCUAUGUGUCAGAUUCCCAACCGCACGUAGACAAGCUUCCUCUCCUGCCCGGCACAGUGGAAAACCUCCUGAGCCGCAUAUCCAGUGGCUGUAAACCUAACACUGCCCUGAUGCAGCUCUAUAAUCUCAAGGCCUGUGUUCAACAGAAGGAGGUGGACAAACUGGGAAAGGCACUGAAGGAGCUCCCUGACUCCUCGUGUAUGUCUGCAGAGGAAACGGCUGCAGUCGCUUCACUGUUCCAAUACUGGAUCACAGACAUUCUUCCCAUGCAGGGAGACAAGACGACGAGGCUGUCUACCGCACACCCAUGAGACUGUCAGUCACACUGAAAUAGAGAUGGAGGAUCCAGACACUCUCUUCAUGUACUGUAAUAAUGGAAUUAAGGUGCGACGUAAACUAGGCCUUGCACCCACCAUGUGUGCCGGGGUGUGGAGUUCCAGAUGUCCCCUGAAGCCAGAACACCAGUAUUACAUUACUGUGGGGAUUGCCCUAUGUAACUCAUUUUCCUGGAGAAGAAGAAAAACUUUCACUCACUUUCCUUAAAUAUUAUUUUUUUUACUAAUAAAUAAAAAAAUCUGAGUUUGA
Molecule: messenger RNA, 1491 nt
Organism: Solea solea (common sole)
Lineage: Eukaryota; Metazoa; Chordata; Actinopteri; Pleuronectiformes; Soleidae
Product: glutamate-rich protein 1
Exons: 6
Coding region: 264-1217 (317 amino acids)
Source: RefSeq, a predicted model, not a curated record